Messenger RNA from Octodon degus (degu), 1896 nucleotides. RefSeq names its product transmembrane protein 180. The transcript has 8 exons. The record is from RefSeq and is a predicted model, not a curated record. Lineage: Eukaryota; Metazoa; Chordata; Mammalia; Rodentia; Octodontidae. The coding region runs from base 311 to 1753 and encodes 480 amino acids.
AGCGCGUUCGGCGUUCCGCACCCUGGAGAUGCUGGCGGUCGCCGUGGCGCAGUGCUGGGCGACCCGUUGUCAGCCGCUGCGGGCACGCGCUGUGCGGACCCGGGACCUCGGCCUCCGAGUGGUGAUGCGGGAAACCUCGGACUCGAAGUUUAGGGCCGGAGAAGGCCCUUGAGUGUGCCUGAGCUCCUUCUCCCUGGACCGCACAGCCCUCGCCCUCAAGCCGCGGAGGUUUGUGCUCCCGAAACGGUGGGCGCCGGCCCCACUGGCGAACUUGGGGGCCGAGAGAAGAGCCCCCGCCCUCACCCCCUUCAUGGGCAAGAAGUCGCGGGCAGUUUUGCACACGACUUUUCAAAGAGGGAAACAGAGCUCCUCUGCAUGGAAAAUGACAUUUUUUCCUAUCAAACCCACUGCCUGGGCAUACUCCAUGAUAACAUUAGGAACUACGAUGCUGCAGUCUGUCUUCAGCUUCUACUAUGUGAAACUGUUUCUAGACCUGUACAACAUUUCAGAAGUGGCCUUCUAUCAAGCCCAGAUCCUUUUAGUGGUUUGGAAUGUCCUUAAUGACCUGACUGUGUACUUUUGUGUCGACUUCAAGGCUGAUUGCAGGGUAGGUCGUUGUCUUUCCGCCCUGUUCGGAUCCCUUCUGUGUGCGGCAGCCUUCCUGCUCCCGUGGUUCCCUUGGAGACACUACCAGGAUGGCGACUGGCUCUGUGGACUUCACCUGAUGGCGUCCCUGUGUGCUGUUGACAGCACACUCACCUACGUGCAACAGGCCCACUGUAGAUUCUUUGUAGAGACUUUCAAUAGACACGAAAGCAGGCUCCAACUGAUGAAAAUUAACCAAGUGGCAUCAAUGGUAGGAUCUAGUGGCGUCCUUUUCUGUGGCCUCAUCUCUGGUAACCUGGACGUUCUGCCCAACUUUCAGGCUGCAGCUACUGUCAUUGCCUUUGUGGCGGCUGCCAGCCUUUAUGCUGGCAUGUACCACAUGCGACAAUUGGAACUUAAAAGAAGUCCCGAGGAAAGCUUUCUCUUGGAAAGUGAGCAGGAUGUUGCCUGGACCUCUGUCUUCUUGCUGAUGAGGCAAAUCUUAACCCAGAAAAACUACUACCUUUUUUUAAUCAUGAAUGUCUUCCAAGUUUUCCACUUGACCUUCUUCAACAACUUCAUGAUGAUCUUUGCAGAUAUUCUUAUUCCCAGAGAUGUUCUUUCUUCUUUCACGAGAAGCAUUUUGUACGGGGCAGGCUUUAUUUGCUCACAGGGCCUCGUACUCAUCAUCUGGCCCUGGCUGAAGAAAUUUGGUUACUAUAAGGUCAUCUUAAUUUCCUUCUACCUAGAGGGAGCAGCGUCAUUUGUCAUGCUGCGUCUGGGACAGGAGAGCUACCGCUGCCUGGCCCUUUACCUCGCUGCCACCACGGCACUUAUACAGGCUGCUUCUUGCCUAUUUGAUCUGCCGCUGGCUGAUAUGAUCGAUGCAGUUUUACUGAAGUUCGACAGACAGCGGCCCAUUUCUGCAGUAGUUUUUGGCUUCAACGCGUUGUUUACCAAACCUGCUCGAGCUUUAGUUCCGGUGCUGAUGCUGGCGAGGUUGGAGAAGUAUGACUUCCGGAACCCCGACAGCAGUGCAGUGUUAGAUCUUCAAGACUUUGUGUUCUGUUUGGUUUGCCUGGUCCCGCUGGGCAUCGUGGCAGUUCAGAUUCUGGUUUGGAACGCUUUCUCAGUCCACAACAAGAAGGACCAGAUGGAGGCUCUUUAGAGGCAGAACCAGGUACCAGAGGAUUCCAACCCAACCGCAGGGGUUUGUCAGCUCGUAGUUUACGCUGCACCGAAGGCGAGACACAUCUUUAUAACUUCUAAUUUGUCUAGAAAGCAAAGCAAAUAAAGCAACAGUCCACCACG